AUGGUAGGUUUCUUAGCCAAUGUCCAAGGUUCCAAUUCAGAUAAUUGGCACCAAAUUCAAGGAAAGCAAUGUCGGAACUAUGGUAACUACAAUCGAGAGGGUCAAUAUAUCUUGGAUGGGAACAAUAAUCGUGACAACAACUACAACCGGAAUAACUAUGGCAACAGGAAAGAUAGAGUUGAGCUUUAUGUCCCUUCACAGAAUCGGGAAUCUGGCAAUAGGAAAGAUGGGGGUAGUAUUUCACGAAUUGAGGAUAUGAUGGAGAAGAUAAUGAAGAGGUUUGAUUCGACUGAUGAGAAUGUGAAGGAGAUGCGAAAUGAGUUGUCUGGAUUCAGUCAAAAUGUUGAUGCCCAUGCAAUGACGAUCAAGCAACUUGAGUAG
Solanum tuberosum (potato) is the source of this 381-nucleotide messenger RNA. RefSeq lists its product as uncharacterized. NCBI's taxonomy places the organism in Eukaryota, Viridiplantae, Streptophyta, Magnoliopsida, Solanales, Solanaceae. Bases 1 to 381 code for a protein of 126 amino acids. The record is from RefSeq and is a predicted model, not a curated record. The transcript has a single exon.